AUGAUGAAAUUCGUGGUAUUCUCCUGCCUCGUGGCCGUUGCGUUCGCAAGCGCAUACGCCCCGGGCCUAGCGUACGGUGCUUUCCCAUACGCGUACGGUGCUCCAUACGCGUACGGUGCUCCGUACGGCUAUGGGGCGCCAUUGCUGAGCGGGGACUGGUUCCAGGCACGCAACUACCGUGGGCCCCUGUCCCUCGCCCCCGGCCAGCCCGCCGACGUCCUUGGCGCCGACGGCAGGCCCCUCGACACCUUGGACGUCAACUUGGACCGCUCCGCACACUUCACCGCUAAGGCCCUCGACAGCGGCCUCCAUCUUUUGAAGAAACGGUCGGUCCCAGCUGCAGUCGUAGCGACCCUCAUUGGCGGACCUGUAGCCACGCCUGUAGCCACGCCUGUGGUUGCCCCCGUUGCCACCCCUGCAGUCACCCCCAUCGCAACUCCACUGAUCACCCCUGCGACACCCAUAACGUACACCGCGCCACUCGUCGCUCCAGUCGCCGCAGCCGCCGCCGGUUAUGGCCCAACUUACACUCGUUACUUG
Molecule: messenger RNA, 540 nt
Organism: Iphiclides podalirius (scarce swallowtail)
Lineage: Eukaryota; Metazoa; Arthropoda; Insecta; Lepidoptera; Papilionidae
Source: the annotation of a GenBank genome assembly